Molecule: messenger RNA, 2845 nt
Organism: Cinclus cinclus
Lineage: Eukaryota; Metazoa; Chordata; Aves; Passeriformes; Cinclidae
Gene: H6PD
Product: hexose-6-phosphate dehydrogenase/glucose 1-dehydrogenase
Exons: 6
Coding region: 324-2696 (790 amino acids)
Biological process (GO): pentose-phosphate shunt, oxidative branch; glucose metabolic process; pentose-phosphate shunt
Cellular component (GO): endoplasmic reticulum
Molecular function (GO): glucose-6-phosphate dehydrogenase activity; 6-phosphogluconolactonase activity; NADP binding
Source: RefSeq, a predicted model, not a curated record
CUUUCCUUCAUGUGCUACCUGUGCAGAGCCCUGUGGGAGCCCCAGGCCAUGCUGCAUUUGUCAUAGAAUCAUAGAACGCCCUCAGCUGGAAGGGACUCACAGGAUCAUCAGAGUCCAGCUCUUUUGGCUGUGCAUCUGGAAGGGAACAACCUGCCUUAUCUGUCCUGUACAUCCAGCCACUGGUCAGAGACACCCAGUCACAAGAGGAGUGAGAUCUGCACUGGGAGAGGCUGUGCAGGAGACAAGUUUCCAGCUGCUUUUGCCACCGUGGUUCCUAAAGCUGCUGUGUUGCAGUGUUCCUGGCUCCACCUCUUUUCCCCAAGAUGCUGGGAAGGGUCCUGUGCACAGUGCUGUUCGUGGGAGCCCUCCCAUCCCCAGCUAGAGCAUCCCAGGGCCACAUCUCCGUGGUCUUGCUGGGAGCCACGGGUGAUUUGGCCAAGAAGUAUUUGUGGCAGGGUCUGUUCCAGCUCUACAUGGACCAAGUGAGCAGUGGCCACAGCUUCACAUUCCACGGAGCUGCCCUGGCAGCUCUGGAGCCAGGGCAGAGGCUGAUGUUUGACGUGCUGAGGAAGCUUUCCUGUCCCCCCGACGAGCCUCCCAACAGGUGUGCAGUGCUCAAGGACCAGUUCCUGAAGCUGAGCCAGUACCACCAGCUAAAGACUGCUGAAAACUACACAGCUCUGAACAGAGAGAUCCAGACCCUGCUCCGCCAGGAGGGGCUCAAGGAGUCCGGGAGGAUCUUCUACUUCUCAGUGCCACCCUUUGCCUACACGGAGAUCGCCCAGCACAUCAACAGCAGCUGCCGGCCCCCUGCUGGAGCCUGGCUGCGUGUGGUGCUGGAGAAGCCCUUUGGCCACGACCUGCAGUCGGCCCAGCAGCUGGCUGCACAGCUGGCAGGCUUCUUCAGGGAGGAGGAGAUGUACCGGGUGGACCAUUACCUGGGCAAGCAGGCUGUGGCCCAUAUCCUGCCUUUUCGGGAUCAGAACCGACAGUUUCUGGACCCAAUUUGGAACCGACAUCAUGUGGAAAGAGUGGAGGUUGUCUUGAAGGAGACUGUGGAUGCUAAAGGCCGCACCAGCUUCUACGAGCAGUACGGGGUGAUCCGGGACGUGCUGCAGAACCACCUCACCGAGGCCCUCGUGUUCCUCAUCAUGGAGCUCCCUGCCAACAUCAGCAGUGCCCAGGAGGUGGUGCAGCACAAGCUGAACGUGUUCCAGUCCCUGUGGGGCCUGGAGAGGAGCAGUGCUGUGCUGGGGCAGUACCAGGCCUAUGACAGCCAGGUGCAGGAGGAGCUGCAGGAGCCACGGGGCUACGUCAGCACCACACCGACCUUUGCAGGAGUGCUGAUCCACAGUGGCAGCCCACGAUGGGAAGGGGUCCCUUUCCUGCUCACCUCCGGGAAGGCUCUGGAUGAGCGGGUGGGCUACGCCCGUGUCCUCUUCAAGAACAGGGCCUACUGCCCUCAGAGUGGCACUCUGAGGGAUGCAGGGCACAGCCAGUGCAAACCCAAGCAGAUCAUCUUCUACUUCGGGCACGGUGCGCUCAGCACCCCUGCAGUGCUGGUGAGCAGGAACCUCUUCCAGCCUCUCAUGCCCAAAGACAGCUGGAAAGAAGCAGAGGCUCGGUCAGACCUGCACAUCUUUGGACAGCCACUCUCUGAUUUCUACAUGUACAGCCCUGUGAAAGAGAGAGAUGCAUAUUCUGUCCUCAUCUCCAACAUCUACCAUGGCAGGAAGGAUUUCUUCAUCACCACGGAGAGCCUGCUGGCCUCCUGGGCCUUCUGGACGCCCCUGCUGGACAGCACCUCCCGCCAGCCCCCACGCCUCUACCCCGGGGGUGUGGAGAACCAGCAGCUCCUGGAUUUUGAAAUGGUGGGUGGGGGACUGGCGUUCACCCUGGCAGAGCCAGCGGAGCUGCUGAACCCCGGUGGGCAGAUGCCAAGUGAUUUCAGGGCCAUCCAGUCCAAAUUCCGGCAGAGUCCCCUGGUGUCGGCGUGGACCGAGGAGCUGAUUUCCCAGCUGGCAUCAGACAUGGAGGAGGCAGCGGUGAGCAGCGUGGCUCGCUCGGGGCAGUUCCACCUGGCCCUGUCGGGCGGCUCCAGCCCCGUGGGGCUGUUCCAGAGGCUGGCCAGGCACCACUACGGCUUCCCCUGGCAGCACAGCCACGUGUGGCUGGUGGACGAGCGCUGCGUGCCCCUGACCGACAGCGAGUCCAACUUCCAGGGGCUGCACAGGCACCUCCUGCAGCACGUCAGGGUGCCCUACUUCAACAUCCACCCCAUGCCCGUGCACCUCAACCGGCGCCUCUGCGUGGAGGAGGAUGGCGGUGCCCAGCUCUAUGCCAAGGACAUUGUGGCCCUGGUGGCCAACGCCAGCUUUGACCUGGUGCUGCUGGGGGUGGGCACGGACGGGCACACGGCCUCGCUCUUCCCCCGCUCCCAAAAUGGCCUGGAAGGGGCUCCCAGCGUGGUGCUGACUGAGAGCCCUGUCAAGCCUCACCAGAGGAUGAGCCUCAGCCUGCCCCUCAUCAACAGGGCCAGGCAGGUGUUUGUCCUGGUGUUGGGCAAGGGCAAGCACGACAUCACCACCCUGCUGAGCAGAGUGGGCCACGAGCCCAGCAAGUGGCCGAUCUCGGGAGUCAGCCCCAGCUCUGGCCAGCUGGUCUGGUACAUGGAUUAUGAAGCUCUGCUGGGGUGAUGACUUCACAGUGUCCCUCCUCCCUUGUCUGCGUGGCCUUUACAGCUUGGAUUUUCCUACACAGCGUUCCUCUGUUGCCAGCAGUGGCUUCAUUCCUUCACCUCCAGUCCUCUGGGGGAUCUGUGGCCUGCAGCACCUCUGACAUUUGA